Molecule: messenger RNA, 1565 nt
Organism: Pseudoliparis swirei
Lineage: Eukaryota; Metazoa; Chordata; Actinopteri; Perciformes; Liparidae
Gene: calhm1b
Product: calcium homeostasis modulator protein 1
Exons: 3
Coding region: 44-1108 (354 amino acids)
Molecular function (GO): monoatomic cation channel activity
Source: RefSeq, a predicted model, not a curated record
AUAUAAAUUACACCCGAACCAAAGACCCACCACAUCUCCCACCAUGGAUAAGUUCCGUAUGAUGUUCCAGUUCCUCCAAUCCAACCAGGAGUCCUUUAUGAGUGGGAUCUGUGGCAUCAUGGCCCUGGCCAGCGCUCAGAUGUACUCUGUCUUUGAGUUCAGCUGCCCCUGUAUGCCAGAAUACAACUACACCUAUGGGAUCGGACUGCUCACCAUUCCACCCAUAUGGUUCUUCCUGUUAGGUUUUGUGUUGAACAAUAAUGUGUCGGUGCUCACGGAGGAAUGGAAAAGACCCACGGGGAGACGCAGCAAGGACCCGACCAUCCUGCGCUACAUGUUUUGCUCCAUCACACAGAGAUCUCUCAUAGCGCCUGCCGUGUGGGUGUCAGUCACCCUCAUGGAUGGGAAGAGCUUCCUCUGCGCCUUCAGCAUCGACCUGGAUAUCGAUAAGUUUGGGAAUUACAGUCUGCUGACGGGGAUGUCGGAGAUGGAGAAGCUCAGAACGCUGGCGAGGAUUCCUUGCAAAGACCUCUUUCAGCAUCAGGAAGUGAGAUUGGCAGCGACACGAUACAUCAAGUGUAUCUCACAGGCAUGUGGAUGGGUGUUUCUGCUCAUGAUGACCUUCACGGCCUUCAUGAUCCGAGCCAUUCGCCCGUGCUUUACCCAAGCCGCCUUCCUCAAGACCAAGUACUGGUCCCAUUACAUCGAAAUCGAGCGCAAGAUGUUCGACGACACCUGCAAGGCUCACGCCAAGAGCUUCGCCAGGGUCUGCAUCCAGCAGUACUUUGAGAACAUCAGCGGGGAGAUCAGCAGCUUCCACAAUCAUCGCUCCGGCAGGGACGACAGCGACGACGAAGAGGAGGAUAAGAGAAGCGACGAAGACAAGCUCAUGGGUAUCAGGGCCCAGGAUGAUAUGAAUAAGGUGUUAUGGAACUGGCACUCCUCUAAACCAGCUCUGGCUCUGAGAAAGGACCAAGUGGACAUUGAAGCCAACGGCAAACUGAACGGAGAGGCGAAUGGAUGCGUGAAUGGACAGACCAAGGUGGUGGAGAAGAGGGAAUGGGCGGUGUAUUACAAUUGGAGGACUGAGGUAGCGAGGGAGGGCUGAGGGAGAGGAGAGUUGCGAGGCAAAACGGCCGGUCACAUGAGCAGAGAUCUGUUUACAAACCCGAGGCAGAGCAGGAGCAGGAACAGGAGCAGCAGGAGCAGGAACAGGAGCCGCAUCAGGAGCGAGGGGAGGAAGGGAACGGCAAAUUGCAUGUUCCUGUUUCCUCGGAGCACCGUUUCGGAUUGAAAGAGGAAAGAGGGGAAGCCUGGCCUGACAACGCCAGCUGGAGGUGGAAGAGUCUGAAUAUGACACACACAAACACACAGCACCUUUGUUGUUUUUUUCUCAAUUGAAGGAGCAGAUGGUUAGAGGGAGACUAGGAUCCCCCCUUUACGCGCACACGCACAAGCACACACUCAGACACACACACACACACACACACACACACACACACUAACUGACACACAAAACCCACAGCGCCAAUCCCAGAGUCUAGAGGACUGUUGUGGACUGCAUG